UAGUAUUUAUUAUAUUUUCAUGAUGAGCUUAACAAAUAAUGCAUUAGUUUUAAUAUUCUGACGGAAAAUGUCUGGACUGAAGCAAAAAACUCAACAAAAAUGGAAUUAUUGAUUUACGCUAGAAUUCUGAAUUGAUUUGGUUGAAAUACUACUAUGUCCUUAGCCUGUAAAGCUUCGGAUGUUAUAAAAAGUUAAAGGCAAUGUUACUCAGUAGUAAACUAAACUAAAAAUUAUCAUUGUUAUCAGUCCGAAGACUGGAGCAUCUCCACUCCUUCCUAUCCUGAGUCAAUCUUCGUAUUUAUCGAAAACUUUAGAGCUACCUUCGUAUCUUUCCUUCAUUUUAUUGUUUUUAUAUCUCCCUUGGCUCUUCUACACCCUUUCUAAUUUCCCCUUAUAUCUGAUAUAAUAAAUGUCUUUCUCUGUCUUUGUUGUAGGUGUCUAACUAGUCCUUCUUGUCUCAGAAGGUACCUUACUAUCCUAUUCUCAUUGAAUUUCAUUCCAUUCUUCUCCUACUCUCUAAUAUCUCCUCAUUUUUUAAUUUAAUCUGGAUGUUCUUCUGUACAUCUUUACUCCUGCUUCUCUGUUUCUUAUAUGCCUCUCACUUACUCCUUAUGCCUAAAAAAGUGUCCUAGCUUCCUUUGUUUCCCUUCUUCUUAAUGAAUUCCAUAACGGGAAGCGGUUCGCAGUUGUUAAAAAAAUUAUCAUUGUAUUUCUUUUUUUUUUUGUUUCCAGCAUACGGCUUAAGAUGUAUUAGUUGUAACUCAGUCAAAGAUCCCGAUUGUGCUAAUCAGCCCCCUCAGAAGUAUAGUGUCGAAUGUGCCCAUUUGGUUCUCAACAUAUACGACUCCUUCUGCCUCAAAAAAGUGACAAAAGACCGCGAUGGUAAAGAAACCACCGUUCGUAAAUGUUCAGCAGUUGAAAAUAAAGAUUUUACCAAUGAAUGUUCUGUAAAUCCUGGAACAGAGUUAGUUUAUUGUCAGGAAUGUAAGGACGAUUUGUGUAAUUCUGCAAACACGAAUCGCUUCACAUUCUUGGGAAUUAUGAGUGCAAUCUUAGUUUAUUUUGUCACUAAUCACUUUUAAUUUUCCGAUUUUUAUCAUAAUUUAAAAUUUAUAUAGCCUACUCUCAUAAUUAUUAAAAAUAUUGAUCUGACAUCGUAAUUUUAAAUAAAAAGUACCUCGAGAAUUAUUAGUUUUUAUUAUUGUUAUUUUUACAGUUUGUUUUUUUUGUUGUUAUAUAGACCUACACAUAUAUUUUUAUACAAAUGGUUUAUCUACUUUUAAUAAACAAUAAAUUACGUAACUUGCUGAAUGUAAUAGUACCUAAUUUUGAAUGCAUACAACACAAAUGUAGAAAGAAGUAAUAAUUGUUGUUAUAAAUUUCGGAAAAUGUAAUACGUAUGUUGUGAAAAAGUAGACUAAUAAAUUUUUGAACAAA
Agrilus planipennis (emerald ash borer) is the source of this 1437-nucleotide messenger RNA. RefSeq lists its product as uncharacterized. The transcript has 2 exons. Lineage: Eukaryota; Metazoa; Arthropoda; Insecta; Coleoptera; Buprestidae. The coding region runs from base 657 to 1082 and encodes 141 amino acids. Gene Ontology annotation, biological process: positive regulation of voltage-gated potassium channel activity; sleep; regulation of synaptic transmission, cholinergic. The record is from RefSeq and is a predicted model, not a curated record.